This is a messenger RNA of Otolemur garnettii (small-eared galago), 2073 nucleotides long. RefSeq names its product cytochrome P450 2G1-like (gene CYP2G2). NCBI's taxonomy places the organism in Eukaryota, Metazoa, Chordata, Mammalia, Primates, Galagidae. Gene Ontology annotation, cellular component: intracellular membrane-bounded organelle; cytoplasm. Gene Ontology annotation, biological process: xenobiotic metabolic process. The record is from RefSeq and is a predicted model, not a curated record. Gene Ontology annotation, molecular function: oxidoreductase activity, acting on paired donors, with incorporation or reduction of molecular oxygen, reduced flavin or flavoprotein as one donor, and incorporation of one atom of oxygen; iron ion binding; heme binding. Bases 177 to 1649 code for a protein of 490 amino acids. The transcript has 11 exons.
ACAGAAGAUGCUUUAUGAGCCAGGCAGAGGUUGGUUCCAGCAGUUCAUGGACUGCAGACCUCUCCAUGCCCCACUGAGAACCUGCUGAAGCAGUUGCCAAAAGCCUCUCGGGUCAGCCUCUAUUGUGCUCAGGCAGGAUCCGGCACCCAGAUACAACCCUUUGGCCUGUUACCACCAUGGAGCUGGGAGGAGCCUUGACCAUCUUUCUGGAACUCUGCUUGACUUGUCUGACCAUCAUUCUUGUCUGGAAACGAAUCAACAAGGGGGGAAAGCUUCCCCCAGGUCCCACACCAAUACCUUUCCUGGGGAACCUGCUACAAGUUCGCCCUGAUGCCACAUUUCAGUCUUUCAUGAAGCUCAGGGAGAAAUAUGGCCCCGUGUUCACUGUGUACAUGGGACUUCGGCCAGUAGUGGUGUUAUGUGGACAUGAAGUAGUGAAGGAAGCUCUGGUAGACCAAGGAGAUGACUUCAGUGGCCGUGGAGGAUUGGCUAUAACAGAGCGAAAUUUCCAAGGUUAUGGUGUAGUUAUGGCCAAUGGAGAUCGAUGGAAGAUUCUCAGACGCUUCUCUCUGACCAUCCUUCGAGACUUUGGGAUGGGUAAGCGGAGCAUUGAGGAGAGGAUCCAGGAAGAGGCCGGCUACCUACUGGAGGAAUUGCGGAAGACCAAGGGUGCCCCCAUCGAACCCACCUUCUUCCUGAGCCGAACCGUCUCCAAUGUCAUCAGUUCUGUGGUCUUCGGAAGUCGCUUUGACUAUGAGGAUAAGCAAUUCCUGCACCUGCUGCAGCUGAUGAAUGAGACUUUCACUGAGAUGAGCACGCCCUGGACACAGCUAUACAACACGUACCCUGAAAUCAUGCAAUAUUUGCCAGGAAGACAUAAUCACAUGUACCACCUGAUAGAGGAGCUCAAGGACUUUGUUGCUUCCAAGGUCAAGAUCAACGAAGCAUCCCUUGACCCCCAAAACCCACGGGACUUCAUUGACUGCUUCCUCAUCAAGAUGCACCAGGAUAAAAACAAUCCCCACACAGAAUUCAACCUCAGGAACUUGGUCCUCACCACUCUGAACCUCUUCUCCGCUGGCACAGAGACUGUGAGCUCCACACUCCGCUACGGAUUCUUGCUUCUGAUGAAGCAUCCUGAGGUGGAAGAGUCCAUCUCCUUCUCAGGUUUGGGUCAUGUGUUGGUCAGUGUCAAUGACCGGGUCAAGAUGCCCUACACGGAUGCUGUAAUCCAUGAGAUACAGAGACUGCUUGACUUUGUACCCAUGGGUGUCCCCCACAAAGUCACCCGAGACACCCACUUCCGAGGCUACCUUCUGCCCAAGGGCACAGAUGUAUUUCCGAUGCUUGGCUCAGUCCUCAAGGACCCCAAAUACUUCCGCUACCCAGAUGCCUUCUAUCCCCAACAUUUUCUGGAUGAGCAGGGCCGCUUCAAGAAGAAUGAAGCCUUUGUGGCUUUUUCCUCUGGAAAGCGCACAUGUCUGGGCGAGGCCUUGGCACGCAUGGAACUCUUCCUUUACCUCACCUCGGUCCUUCAGAACUUUUCUCUACGUCCCCUGGUGCCGCCUGCUGAUAUCGACGUCACUCCCAAGCUGUCUGGCUUUGUCAACGUCCCCUCGCCCUAUGAGCUGUGCCUCGUGGCUCGCUGAGCGCCCCCUACUGGGCGAGAAACGAACAGCAAAGAACAGAGCUUGGCUCUCACGACGUAAACCCAUCCUCUUCAUCUUGCUCAUUCUCACAUCUCUACAAGAAGGCACCAUUUUUCCUGUCACGGGUCCCCAAUCAGCUAGGGUGAUUUCAAACUAUGCAGUUGUAAAUCUUCUACAUGCAGAGGGAAAGCGAUGCCCUGCCCCAAAUGUCCCCCUAAGCUUGCAACUUUGAUGCUGACUUGAUCACGUCUGCCUAAGUUUCAAUCUGAACCAAAAUUUUCUUGUUGAUUCUACGUCUUUACAAUUGACCCUUUCCGUGUGGGCCCUGAUAAUGAUCAAAUGUGAUCUACAGUCCUUUCUCAUCUUGACUCUCUUCUUCACUCACUAGCUGCCCAAAAGUCAACAAAGAAUUUAAGACUCUUCA